AUGAGCGUCCGCAUGCGCGACGCCGAUGAGGACAGCCAGGCGACAGACGACGAGGCCAUGAGCGGCAGCGAGCCUUCUGAGUACAGCUAUGACGCCGGCGAUAGCGAUGACAACGACGGCGCCGACGCGGGCGCAAGCAGCAGCGAUGACGCGCCGGCCGGCUCUGACGGCUCGUCCGACGGCGACGACGCCGGGCCAACCCCCGCGGACGACGGCGACAGCAGGCGGCUAGGCUACCGCGUGAUCACUGCUGACAGCAUGAAACGGCUGCAGCAGGGUGCGAUCGAUGAGGUCGGUGCGAUCUGGGGCUGUGGGGCCAGCGUGGCCAAGACCCUGCUGAUGGCCUACAUGUGGGACAAGGAGCGCCUUCUGAGUGAGGCCCCGGAUGACCUGGGUGACAAAGGCUACGAGCACGUCUACAAGGUGGCGGGCCUGGUGGUGCAGCCAGACGGCGGCGGUGGCAGCGGCAACAGCAGCAUCAGCGGCACGGCAGCGCCCGCGACGGGCGGCCCCGUGACGUGUGGGGUCUGCAUGAGCGAGCUGCCGGCGGCCCAGUGCAGCGUAAACAGCUGCGGCCACGCGUACUGCGACGACUGUUGGCGGGGCCACCUGCAGGUCCAGAUCAGCGAGGGCAAGGCGUGCCACGUGACGUGCAUGAGCUUCAAGUGCGGCAUAGUGUGCGACGAGGAGCUGGUGGAGCGCGUCAUGCAGGGCGAGCCGCAGCUGCUGGCAAAGUACCGCCAGAGCCACCUGGAGUCGUACCUGGAGGGCCCGCGCGUGGCCUUCUGCCCCAGCGCGCCCUGGCGGCCGCGCCAGUGCGUGGCAGCUGCUGCAUGA
This is a messenger RNA of Monoraphidium neglectum, 837 nucleotides long. RefSeq names its product Ankyrin repeat and IBR domain-containing protein 1. NCBI's taxonomy places the organism in Eukaryota, Viridiplantae, Chlorophyta, Chlorophyceae, Sphaeropleales, Selenastraceae. The record is from RefSeq and is a predicted model, not a curated record. Bases 1 to 837 code for a protein of 278 amino acids. Gene Ontology annotation, cellular component: ubiquitin ligase complex; cytoplasm. The transcript is spliced from 4 exons. Gene Ontology annotation, molecular function: ubiquitin protein ligase activity; ubiquitin conjugating enzyme binding. Gene Ontology annotation, biological process: ubiquitin-dependent protein catabolic process; positive regulation of proteasomal ubiquitin-dependent protein catabolic process; protein polyubiquitination.